Messenger RNA from Penicilliopsis zonata CBS 506.65, 1491 nucleotides. RefSeq lists its product as hypothetical. The record is from RefSeq and is a predicted model, not a curated record. The transcript has 3 exons. Lineage: Eukaryota; Fungi; Ascomycota; Eurotiomycetes; Eurotiales; Aspergillaceae. The coding region runs from base 1 to 1491 and encodes 496 amino acids.
AUGAAGCUCUAUCUUUUCAGCUUCUUUCUGGCCGCCGCAGCCAACCCCCUCGUCAUCCAGACCAGCAGUGGAAUUGUGCAUGGCGCCGUGAAUGAAAGUUACCCCGCUGUGCGCCACUGGCUGGGUGUCCCCUUUGCACAGACUCCCUUUGGCUCUCUGCGCUUUGAACCCCCUCAGGCUCUCCCUGCAAAUGCCUCUUCACAGCACAUCCAGGCGCAGGCGUUCGGCCCUAAUUGCCCGCAGUACGAGGCCACGGCACCCUCCAUCUACAACAAGAUCCGGCGCGAAUACUUCAUCAACGGCGACAACGGCGACGCCUGUCUCACCGUGAGCAUCUGGGCGCCUGCCCAGCCCGUCAACACCUCGCUGCCCGUUCUGCUGUGGGUGUACGGCGGCGGCGAUACCACGGGCGGCUCGAGCGUGCCCUACCAGAACCCACAGGCGUGGGUAUCGCGCACCCAGGCCCAUCUGGUGGUCAGCCUGCAGUACCGGGUGAACUUCUUCGGCAGCCCCAACAGCCCGGCGCAAGACGGAUGGCUGGCGUUGGCGGAUGUCCGCGCCGCGACCGAGUGGGUGCGCGACAACAUCGCCGUGUUUGGCGGGGACCCCGACCGCAUGGUGCUCUGGGGUCAAUCUGCGGGGGCGGGGCUGGCCGGGUCCUACUCCCUCGCGUAUCGGGCCGAGCCGAUCGUCAAGGGGUUUAUCCAGGACUCCGGGGCAGCGUACGGGGUUUUCUCCAACUAUACCGACUCCCAACAUGCCAACUUCACCUUUCUUGCCGAGCAUUUUGGCUGUACCGAUGCAGCGAAUGCUUCGGCUUGUCUCGGUACCGUCCCGCAGGCGGACAUUGAGUCUUUGAUCCAGUAUUGGGUCGACGCGGGCAACGAGCCCGCCUUGAGCUUCCAGUACCAGUUCAAUAACGUCACUACUUUUCACAAUUCCACGCUUGCCUAUCUUGACGGUCACUAUGCAGACCUUCCAAAGAUUCUAGCUCAUAAUUUGAUGGAUGGAUCAUCGCUUGCCGCUCUCCCCGAUAUCCCUCCGUAUAUCACUCCCCCCACGCCCGCCGCAGAAGAGGCAAAAACGCUCUACGUGCGCUGCCAGGUCGUCGGGGAAGCCAAAACCCGCCAGUCGCUCGGCCUCACCUCGUACCGUAUGAUGUACUCGGGCAACUUCUCCAACAUCUCCCCCCUGCCGUGGAUGGGCGCGUACCAUUCCUCCGAGUUACCCAUGAUCAUGGGCACGUACGCCGAUGUUGGCGGCGAGGGAACCCCGUUCCAGCACGCUACCAGUCGCGUCAUGCAGGACUAUUACCUUGCUUUUGCUUAUGAUCCGGAGAACGGAGUGGAGAGGAUGGGCUGGCCGAAGUAUAACGGCACUCUGCUUAUGGAGUUUGGAAGAUCUGAUGGAGAGGGCGAGUAUCCUGCUAGAGUUAUCCCCGCGGCGCCUAUUGAGGAUGCUUGUAUCGGCUGGGAGGGGAAUUUGUGGUAG